Molecule: messenger RNA, 345 nt
Organism: Bipolaris maydis ATCC 48331
Lineage: Eukaryota; Fungi; Ascomycota; Dothideomycetes; Pleosporales; Pleosporaceae
Source: RefSeq, a predicted model, not a curated record
AUGAGUUCCACAUCGCAGCAGCCGCUCCAGGAAUGGCUCGUCAUCGUGCCAGACCACAAGGGCGCGCUGAGCAAGCGCGUUGCGGCGCGGCCCAAGCAUCUGGAAGGGAUAAAGGCGGAUAGAGAGGAUAUGUGGCUUUGGGGUGGUGCUAUGCUCGAAGAACCAAUCCAACCGGGUGACACGAACCCGCCCAAGAUGAAGGGCUCGGCCUGCUUGGUUGCUGCGGCGACGCGCGAGGAGGUUAUAGAGAGGGUGAAGAAGGAUGUCUAUGUUGAAGAAGGGGUGUGGAAUUUGGAUGAGGUGCAGAUUAUUCCGUUUAAGAGUGCGCUGAGGAAGGCGCUGUAA